CUGUAGACAUCGUUACCAGUUGAUAUUUUCUUUCCUGAGGACCAGCUGUUCAAGAGCACCUAGGAACAGAGCCAGGCACAGUUGAGACUCGGCUGGCACUUAGCACCGUGGCAGAUUCCUCUGCAACAAUGUCGGUGUUAGAAGAAAGCCGGCCGUUUGCUCAACAGCUAUCCAAUGUCUAUUUUACGAUACUAUCCCUUUUCUGUUUUAAACUUUUUGUGAAAAUCAGCCUUGCCAUCCUUAGUCAUUUCUACAUCGUGAAAGGCAACAGAAAGGAGGCCGCCAGGAUAGCAGCUGAAUUUUAUGGAGUAACCCAAGGACAAGGCUCCUGGGCAGAUCGAUCACCACUGCAUGAAGCUGCAAGUCAAGGUCGUCUUCUUGCUCUGAGGACAUUAUUAUCACAAGGUUAUAAUGUAAAUGCAGUAACCAUAGACCAUGUCACCCCACUCCAUGAGGCCUGCUUGGGUGAUCAUGUGGCAUGUGCAAGGACUCUUCUGGAAGCUGGAGCUAAUGCAAAUGCAAUCACGAUAGACGGUGUAACUCCCUUGUUCAAUGCGUGCUCACAAGGCAGUGCAAGCUGUACAGAACUUCUUCUGGAAUAUGGUGCCAAAGCCCAAUUGGAGUCCUGUUUUCCAUCUCCCACACAUGAGGCUGUGAGUAAAGGACACCAUGACUGUCUCGACAUUUUGAUAUCCUGGGGCAUAGACGUUGACCAAGACAUUCCUCACCUGGGAACUCCCCUUUAUGUAGCUUGUAAUUCACAGCAGCUCCUUUGCAUCUGGAAGCUUCUUUAUGCUGGUGCUGAUGUACACAAGGGCAAGUACUGGGACACUCCACUCCAUGCAGCUGCUCAGCAACCCAGUACUGAAAUUGUAAACUUAUUGCUAGAAUUUGGAGCAGACAUCAAUGCCAAGAACACAGAACUCUUGAGGCCUGUCGAUAUGGCUACAUCUAAUAGUGCUGUAGAAAGAGUACUUCUUCACCAUGAAGCUACCCCAAGUUCUCUCUGCCAACUCUGUCGACUCUGUAUCCGCAACUACAUAGGAAGACAAAGGUUGCAUCUUAUUCCCCAGCUCCAGUUACCAACGUUGCUGCAGAAUUUCUUACAGUAUCGAUAACACAGUAAAUAGUUUUACAUUCUUUGAAAGUCAAAAAUUUCUAUUUCUUUUUAAAAUACAGAAUGAUACAGGUGAGACAAAUACAGUUCACCUGGGGAAGCAGUGAAAUCUCAACAGAUUUUUAUUUGAAAAAUACUCAUUAAUAGUUUAUGAAUUUUUAUGGCCUUUUGGAUAUUUUU
Messenger RNA from Phodopus roborovskii (desert hamster), 1297 nucleotides. It is a transcript of the gene Asb5, whose product is annotated as ankyrin repeat and SOCS box containing 5. The coding region runs from base 129 to 1118 and encodes 329 amino acids. The record is from RefSeq and is a predicted model, not a curated record. Gene Ontology annotation, molecular function: protein binding. Gene Ontology annotation, biological process: protein ubiquitination; intracellular signal transduction; positive regulation of protein catabolic process. The transcript has 7 exons. Lineage: Eukaryota; Metazoa; Chordata; Mammalia; Rodentia; Cricetidae.